UAAAUAACCUAUAAUUUUACUCGCUUACAUUUUCGAUUUCAAAACUUAUAUUUUAUACUUAUUUAGAAAUAUAAAAUUCGAGUUUUAACUAUGAAUAGCUUUAAAAUUCUUAAAUUCCCUCUAAGACAAUGGCGAUCAUUUUCAAGAUGCGCAAUAUUACAACAAGAAGUGACGCAAGCAGCUGCUCCUCUCACUAUACCGAUACCCGAAGGUGUUGACAAACCCGUAUCACCUAAAAUCGAGAAGAUAGUCGCUGAUAUCACAAACCUUAACCUUCUAGAAGUAUCAGAACUAAGUCAAGUGUUAAAGAAACGCUUAAAUCUACCUGAUGCACCAGUUAUGCCCGUUGGUGGUUUUGCAGUGGCCGCUCCUGCUCAAGAAGAAGAGGAGGCGGCACCUAAGACUGUUAAAACUAACUUCACUGUUAAAAUGACCAAAUUUGAUGAUAAACAAAAAGUAGCUCUAAUCAAAGAAGUAAAAAGUCUUCUAGAAGGUUUCAACCUUGUGCAAGCUAAGAAGUUUGUGGAGAGUGUACCCACCAUUGUUAAAGCAGAUAUAUCCAAAGAUGAGGCAGAGAAACUGAAGGAAGCCCUAUCUAAAGUUGGAGCGGUCAUAGAAAUUGAAUAAAUAGUUCCUAGGUUUAUUAUUUUAAUUGUAAUUAGUAUGUAAAAUAUUGUUUAGAAAAUAUAAAUGAAUAUUAAACUCAAUUUGUUU
Messenger RNA from Achroia grisella, 714 nucleotides. It is a transcript of the gene mRpL12, whose product is annotated as large ribosomal subunit protein bL12m. Gene Ontology annotation, molecular function: structural constituent of ribosome. The coding region runs from base 91 to 627 and encodes 178 amino acids. The transcript has 3 exons. The record is from RefSeq and is a predicted model, not a curated record. Gene Ontology annotation, cellular component: mitochondrial large ribosomal subunit; ribosome. Lineage: Eukaryota; Metazoa; Arthropoda; Insecta; Lepidoptera; Pyralidae. Gene Ontology annotation, biological process: mitochondrial transcription; translation.